Molecule: messenger RNA, 3987 nt
Organism: Aureobasidium melanogenum CBS 110374
Lineage: Eukaryota; Fungi; Ascomycota; Dothideomycetes; Dothideales; Saccotheciaceae
Product: TIP120-domain-containing protein
Exons: 1
Coding region: 1-3987 (1328 amino acids)
Biological process (GO): protein ubiquitination; SCF complex assembly
Cellular component (GO): nucleus
Source: RefSeq, a predicted model, not a curated record
AUGGCCGCAACGACGGCACCCGCUAUUCCUGCUAACCCCACUGCACACCAUGUCGCCUCUCUGCUACCCAAGCUGCAGGAUGUCGAUCCGGAUAUUCGUUACAUGUCGUUGAACGACUUGAACCAAAUGCUCACCAUUGGCCACCCCACCUUCAUCUCUCACGACUACAGCUGCUGCGCACGCGUUGUCGAAGGCCUCCUACAUACGCUCAACGAUCAAAAUGGCGAUGUGCAAAACAUGGCCAUCAAAUGCCUCGGUCCUUUCGUCAACAAGGCUCCCGAGAGCAUCCUCUGCCCGACCUUCGACAAGAUCUCAAACCUCCGCACCGACAAUGCUGUUGACAGCUCAGUGCCCGCACUUGCUGUCAGAGCCAUGGUCGUUGCCCUACCUCGUCCUGCUCCGGCCGUUCCCCGUUCACAAAAAGUUCAAGAGGCAUACUCAGCAGUCAGUCGUGCCUUGAUUCCUCGUUUAGUUGGAUACACUGUCAUUCCUACUGGCAAGAACCUCCCUGCACCUCCCAAAGGCAUGAUCCAGGUUGAAGUCGAGACUGGAAUUGACAGCAACGCUCUGGACGUACUGGUCGAGGUUGCCCGUUGCUUUGGCCCAAUGCUGCAAGAAGCCGAGGUGGAAGCUCUACAAAAGGUUACAGCAGAGGUUCUGGAGAACCCUCGAUGCAGUACCGUCAUGAAGAAGAAGGCUGUCACUGCCCUUUCCGUCCUGGCCCCUUAUUUUUCGGAUGCGCUUCUGAGCUCGGUUGUGUCACAUUCGAUUGAGAGUUUGCGCCAGGCUCAUCUCACACCAGCUCAGCGUAGGCUGUAUCUCACAAUCUUCGCCUCUAUGGCAAGAUCUAUUCCUCGCAAAUUUGGUCCAUACCUCAGGACUCUGGCACCAUUUGUUCUGUCACCCCUGAGUGAGCAAGAGUUGGAUCAACAGAACGAGGAGGCUGCCGAAUCAGAUGAAGGCCGUGAUCCUCAGGUUGAGGAAGUGCGUGAGGCUGCUCUGCUCGCUCUGGAAUCUUUCCUGGCAUCAUGUAGUCAAGACAUGACACCAUACAUCCCCGAGGUCAUUGACUCAUGCCUUCGCUUCGCCAAGUACGACCCAAACUAUGCCGCUGACGAGGAUGAUGACAUGGAGGGAGCAGAAAGUGAUCAGGAGGAUGAUUUCGACCUUGACGAGGACUUUGAGGAAGAGACUGGCUUCGACGACGAGGACGAUGUCAGCUGGAAGGUUCGUCGUGGUGCUGCAAAACUCAUCCACACCUUGAUAGCCACACGAGGAAGCGGCGACUUACUUGAAAGUGGUGUUCUUUACGAAAAGAUUGCACCGGCUCUUUUGUCACGCUUCCAGGAACGUGAAGAGAGUGUGCGUCUUGAAGUCCUGUCUACUCUUGCUUUCCUCGUCAAGAAGACAGGCGAAAUCAGCUCUACGCCCAGUCUUCGCAGAAUGUCCUCAGCUACUGGACCACCGAUCAGCCGCAAGCGCCGUCGGGACAGCAGUUUCUCGAGCGAACGCCCACAGUUCUCCUUGUCCAAUGGAUACGCCUCUCCUUCAACGCCCCCACCUCAAGGCGGUCCUCAAGUCAGCUUGUCAGCUAUCAACCCUCAGAUCGUGCAGGGUUCUGCCAAGUUGCUCAAGUCCAGUACUGUCCCGACCAAGCAUGCUGUCAUCUCUCUGCUCACAGAUUUGGUUACUGCUCAACACGGUGGUCUUUCGAAGCGCAUUGACCAAGUUAUCGACCCUGUUCUUGAUGCCAUGAAGUCAACCGGUGGCACAUCGGGAGGCGCUUCUGUCACAAAUAAUGCUCUUCGCAUUGAGUCUUUGCGCUUGCUGCGUGUUGUUGCUGACACGCACUCCUCCAAGGUCAUUGAGCCAUAUCUUGCGAAGAUUAUGCCUGCUUUGACUUCUGUCUCAAAGGAGAAAUUCAGCAAGGUCUCAAGCGAAGCAUUCGACACAAUUCAAGUCUACAUAAAGGCUCUGACUCCCCCUCGUUCUGCCGGAUCCAAGCAGCAGAACGCUACUUACUUGCAGCAAAUCUAUGAAACUGUCACCCAACGCAUUUCAGCGCCCGACACUGAUACUGAGGUCCGCCAGAAGGCAGUCCAAUCUCUUGGUCUGUUGAUCGGUCGUACACCUGGUGCUCAAGGAUCAGCCCUGCUUGACCAACAAAGCAGACUGGCUGGUCUGCAGCUUAUUAACGACAGACUCCGAAAUGAGCUCACUCGUCUGGCUUCUGUCAGAGCCAUUGAGACCAUUGCCGUCCUUGCUCAGAGCUCCAAAGAGUUUACACCUGAGUGGGUUCGUGAAGUGUCACUCGAAUUGGGUGCUCAGCUCCGCAAAUCCAGCAGAACCCUGCGCGGAGCCAGUCUUGCUGCUCUGAAGCGUAUGGCUGUCAACCCGGCCUGUCGCGAGAAUAUGGAUGACGAGACUGUGCAAAAGACCGUUCAGCUUCUGUUGCCCUUGAUUUUGCUGGACCAGGAUCUUCACCUCAUUGGCCCUGCCCUGGUCAUCAUCGGUUCCUUCGCCAACGAGAGACCACAAUUGGUGCUGAGCGACGAGGUCAUCAACGCCUACUGCUUCGUAGCCAAGAUGGAUCUGAGCGGUGCUGCACUUGACGCAUUGCUUGGUUCACUCGAGAUCAUUGGCAAGAAGGGUGCUGGCAAGAAUUUGAUGAGAUCACUGCUCUCCGAAGUUGGUGUUAAUGGCAACCCUGAGCUUGUCGGCCAAGUGAUUGGUAUCCUUCUUGUCGCUGGAGGAGACUCGGUUGGUGUCACUCUUGCCGACUUCGAGGCUGAAUUGAAGUCAACGACCGAUGAGAAGCGUAGAUGCCUUGCUCUCUAUAUCCUCGGUGAGGCUGGUUUGCGCAUGGGACCCUCAUUCCCAUAUGGACCUGACAUGUUUACUUCUUACUUCUCGAACUCUGAGAAAGUCUCUCUUGCUGCAGCCGUCGCUUUGGGUCGUGCUGCUGCCGGCAAUGUUUCUAGCUACUUACCUCAGAUCCAAUCCAGCAUGAAUCAGGGUAAGCAGUACCUGCUUCUCCACACAAUCAAGGAACUGCUGCAGCACACCGCAGCCGAAACAGAGGUCAUCAAGUACUCGAAACAGCUUUGGAAUAACAUCAUCACUGCCUCGCAAGUCGAAGACAACAAGGUUGUUGGUGCUGAGUGCAUUGGUAGAUUGGCAACAAUCGAUCCCGCUGCAUACUUGCCUCAACUGCAAGCAUAUUUGAGCGAUCCUUCACCCACUGUCCGUGGCAUGGUCAUCUCAGCUCUUCGCUACACCUUCUCGGACACUGAUCCUUCUUACGAUGUCUACCUGCAACCUAGCAUCGUGCCCAUGCUCACAACCAUGCUCAACGAAGACGACUUGAACAACCGCCGUCUUGCCUUGACGACAUUCAACUCUGCCGCCCAUAACAAGCCUGAUCUGAUUUUGCCUCACCUCGACACCUUGCUGCCACUUGCUCUCAAGGAGACUGUCAUUAACGCAGAUCUCAUCCGCGAAGUGUCUAUGGGUCCUUUCAAGCACAAGGUUGACGACGGUCUCGAACUUCGCAAGUCUGCAUACGAGACCUUGUACGCACUAAUGGAGACUGCCUUUGCCCGUAUCCCCAUCUCUGCAUUCUACGAUCGUAUCCAAGCAGGUGUUGGCGACGAGCACGAAAUCAAGAUUCUGUGCUGCUUGAUGUUGACUAAGCUCGUCACUCUCGCGCCUGAAGAAACUGUCCGUCGUCUUGAAGGACUGGCCACAGCCUUCAGAGCAGUUCUUGCCUUCAAACCCAAAGACACCGCCGUCAAGCAGGAGUUGGAGAAGUUGGGCGAGCACAACAAGGCCAUCGCCAAGGUCAGUGUUAUCAUCAACAAGACUUUCCCCGCCGAGACUACCGCCGAACAUGCACGUGCUUGGAAUGACUACUGGGAGUGGGCGAGAAAGGACAUGGCUACCGUUGUCAAGGCUGCAGAGGAUGAACUCAAGGAAAAGGAUCGCUAG